GGCCCCCUGGCCCCACAGCUGCGGAUGCCAGAACGCUGUGAUAAUGCUUUGGAACGCUGAGAUAAUGUUUUAGAACGCUGGAAUAUGUCUAAUGGGCACAAACUGUCAGGGUCUGGCAGUAGCCCAUCCCAGCCAAAAACAUUUCCUCCUGGGGGGAUUUCAUCAGCUUCAAAAUAUGAUGGUCUGCUCCUCACUGUGGAAAAUGUUAAAAAGCUUGAGGAAGAGUGUACAACUCCUAAAGAAGUCCUUGUUAACCAGAAGGUGGAGGAAUAUAUUAAGCAAACUAAUCUCUCUUUGCUGGAGAGAGCAAGAAGCAGAAAUACUAGUAGAGAAUUCAUCCUAGAUGAAACCGAUCCUGAAGGAGUUGCUUCUCCAACAGAGCCGGAUGAAAAAACUGGGAAAACGCAUGGGAAAACCACUAAAGAAAUUUCAAAAGCAGAAUGUCAGACAGAUUCUCCAUCAGCUCUGCAUGUUGGUUCUAAGUCAAAGGAAUCGAAGAAGUCUGUGGACAGCUCUCCCACCUCCGCUCAGAGCAGAAAGUAUGAUAUGGAAGAUCUGAUGACCCAGACAGAAUGGGGCUACUCAGCGAAGUCUCUGGAUGCCCAUGAGGAUGUAUUUGGAGAAGAGGUGAGGAGUACAGAAGUCAUAGAUGAAGAAUCCGUGUCCAUCCAAAGUCAAGACAUAGUAGUAAUCUAUACUAACUUCUCCAAAGAAAUUGAGGAGAAAGAGGAGGAAGUGGUAGUGGCAGAAGCAGCAGCUGAAAAAAGUGAGGCAGAAGAAGAGGAAUCAACUGAAAUUGAUUAUGCUGAAGGAAGAGAAGAGUAUGAACAAAUCAUACUGGAUGAGCAAGCUGCAUAUUCCACCCUUUCCAAAUCUGUAGGUGAAAGAACUGAUGGAAAUGCAGCUGAGGAAGAAAAAGGGAAGAAGCUGGAUUUUGAAGCCCUGCAUGAGCUUAUUGAAAACUUACAAGACCACUGGUCUGUUUCAGAAGAGGAAACAUCUCUCCUUGAAUCAAAGACUUAUGAUGGUGUGAAAAUAAGUACUCUAUACUUAAAGAAGGAACAUGGGGGAAGUGAAAGAGAAAUCUGUGAAUUUUGUAGUGGUCCUGUAAAGCCCUUCCCAGAAGCAGAAGAUCUGAGCAUAGUGCCCCUGGAAAAGCUCUUAUGCUGCAGGACCUACAAGACAGUAUUUGAGAGUGUGAUAAAGGAGCUGCUGAUGAAAACUGAUUCUGCUGAAGAGAUUGACAUUAGCCCUCACCCUCAUCUCUCACAAGUGCUGCUGCUCAGUGAAACCAAGAAGAAACUGGAGAAACAGUUGCGAGACAGAGGUUUUGAGAUAUACAGAGAAAUAUUUCAGCGGUAUAUGAAGUUUGCUGCCUGGACCAAAAUCUCAUUUGCAUUAGUGGACCAAAAAGACAUAAGUGCUGUUGGUGGCAAACAUAGUCGAAAGGAGUCUAGAGCUCCAGAAGACGUGCUAGAGCUGGACACUGAGAUCAGAGCAGAACACUUAAAGAAUUGUCAUGCCAGGGAGCCUGUAAGAAGAUAUUAUCCUGAUGGGCAGAUAUUCUCUCUUCUUUUCCCAGAUGGGACAGGACAGGUUUAUUAUCCAUCUGGUAACAUCGCCAUCCUGAUCACGUAUGUCAACAGAGUUCUGUUUACAUACGUCAUUCUCGAGGAUAACUCUUACACAGGGAUCCGAGCGUUCUUCACCCCUCACGGCUAUGCAACAUGCUACCAGCAGAAUAGGCUCUUCUGGAUGAUUCUGGAUUUCUGCUUUGGUUCCUACUUCGAUAAGAAAGGAGUAAAACAGAAGCACUGGCACUGGCAUGACUUCAGCCACCACGUUCAUGCUCCUCCUUUCCAGCCCAUCUCCAUGAAACUCAAUGUUUAUAUCAGCAUUAAAGUUGUGGCUCAGGACCAAAUUUAUCUCUCAUUUGUUAAAGACUCCAACAGCAUCCAUUUUAACAUGGGGACCAGGCUAAAGCUAAAAGACCCAGCCACACUCCACUUUAAGCCAGCAGAAGACCAGCUGGAGCUCUUCCUUCAUUCCAAAAGCAUCCAGAUCAAGAAGCUCCUGGCCAAGAUGCAGAAAGCAUUGCAAGACUGGCACCGUGCUCAGGUGAAAAACAUUCAAGGCCUUGCCUCUCAUCAUUUCCUGCCUGCAAACACUGUUGAAACAGAGACACUAAAUCAAUGAUUUGUAGUGGACACAAAGCUUCACAGAGCCUGCUCAGCAGUCAAGACAGCCAGUCAGUUCAUUGUAAAAGUAAAACUCAUUUUCAAGCUCUU
This is a messenger RNA of Gavialis gangeticus (Gharial), 2288 nucleotides long. RefSeq names its product glutamate rich 6B (gene ERICH6B). Lineage: Eukaryota; Metazoa; Chordata; Crocodylia; Gavialidae. The coding region runs from base 85 to 2196 and encodes 703 amino acids. The record is from RefSeq and is a predicted model, not a curated record. The transcript is spliced from 16 exons.